This is a messenger RNA of Penicillium samsonianum, 1782 nucleotides long. Its product is annotated as GMC family oxidoreductase. Bases 1 to 1782 code for a protein of 593 amino acids. The transcript has 3 exons. The record is from RefSeq and is a predicted model, not a curated record. Lineage: Eukaryota; Fungi; Ascomycota; Eurotiomycetes; Eurotiales; Aspergillaceae. Gene Ontology annotation, molecular function: flavin adenine dinucleotide binding; oxidoreductase activity, acting on CH-OH group of donors.
AUGGCUUUCGUUUCCAACGGUUCAGAGUACGACUUCAUCAUUGUCGGCGGUGGUACCGCUGGCAAUGCAAUUGCUGGUCGCCUUGCUGAGAAUCCCUCCGUCCGCAUUCUGGUUGUCGAAGCCGGCAUCCCCAACCCGGAUCAGAUCGAGCAAAUCACUACCCCGUCCAAGGCUUUCACCCUUCGCGGAAGCAAGUACGACUGGUCCUACAAGACAACUAUGAUUAAGCGCGAUGAUUAUGAGCGUGUUGAGAAGCCCAACACCCGCGGAAAGGCCCUUGGCGGUAGUUCGUGUGCCAACUACUUCACCUGGAUUCCUGGCUCGAAGCCUACCUUUGACGACUGGGAGGCCUUCGGUGGCCGCGACUGGAACUGGGACUCCUGUGUGGAGUACCUCCGCAAAUGUGCCACCUACCAUGAUGACGAGAAGCUGUAUCCGGCCGAACUGAGCAAGAUUGGAACCGGUGGCCCGGUGCAGAUUUCCCACGCCGACUUGGUGCCGGAGAUGAAGCCGUUCCGUGAUGCGCUCACUGAGGCCUGGGUUUCUAAGGGCGAAGUUCUGACCGAGGACAUCUACUCCGGCGAGAUGAAGGGUCUCACCCACUGUGUUGAUACUAUCCACCAGGGCGAGCGCCAGGGUAGCUUCCUUUACCUAAAGAACAAGCCGAACGUGACAAUCCUCUACGGCGUUCACUCGAAGAAGCUGCUCAUCGACCCUACCACGCGCAUCUGCUCCGGUGUCACUGUGAUAAGCGAAGCUUCCGAUGACGAGAUCAGUGUCUAUGCCAGCCGAGAGGUCAUCCUGUCUCAGGGUGUCUUUGAGACCCCCAAGCUUCUCAUGCUCAGCGGAGUCGGCCCAGCAGCGGAACUGGCCAAACACGGAAUCACUCCCAUUGUGGAAUCCCCUCACGUCGGCCAGCAUCUUCUGGACCACCCAAUUGUACCUUUCGUUCUUGAGGUCAAGGAUGGGUACAGCUUGGAUAACCAUAUCCUCCGCCCCGGUCCUCUGAAUGACAAGGCACUCUCCACCUACCAGAAGGACAAGACUGGCCCUGCAAGCUCCGGAUUUUUGGAACUUGUGGGAUUCCCCCGAAUUGACCAACGCCUGGAGAAGUACCCUGCCUACCGCGAGGCCAAGGCUGCCAACGGAGGACUUGAUCCUUUUGGCCCAGCAGGACAACCUCACUUCGAGCUGGACUUCGUCGGCUUGUUCAGCACUGCAUUCCAGUGGCAUUACCCUUUGCCCGAGAAGGGCAACUACAUGACCGUCAUUGUUGAUCUGCUGCGACCCCUUUCCGAGGGCGAAGUUACCCUGAACAGCUCGAACGCACAGGUUCAGCCGAAUAUCAACCUCAACUUCUUUGGCAAUGACUUGGACAUUCUGGCUAUGCGGGAGGGUGUGCGCUGGACAUAUGACCUUCUGACCAAGGGUGCUGGAUUCAAGGACAUUGUGCUCUCGGAGUACCCCUGGAAGAUGCCCCUUAACUCCGAUGAUGAUAUGAACCGGGCUGUUCUGGAUCGCAGCCAGACUGGAUUCCAUCCAUGCGGUACUGCACGUCUCUCGAAGAGCGUUCACCAGGGUGUUGUUGACUCCAAGCUGCGGGUUCACGGAGUGCGCAACCUCAGAAUUGCAGAUGCUUCUGUCAUCCCCGUGAUCCCUGAUUGCCGUAUUCAAAACUCGGUCUACAUGAUUGGCGAGAAGGGCGCGGAUAUCAUCAAAUCUGAGCACAAGGAUAUAUAUGAGGCUAAGAACAUUCCCUACCUUGUUUCUAGCAAGCUCUGA